This is a messenger RNA of Micropterus salmoides (largemouth bass), 640 nucleotides long. RefSeq names its product copine-1-like. Gene Ontology annotation, molecular function: calcium-dependent phospholipid binding. Gene Ontology annotation, cellular component: plasma membrane. Bases 254 to 625 code for a protein of 123 amino acids. NCBI's taxonomy places the organism in Eukaryota, Metazoa, Chordata, Actinopteri, Centrarchiformes, Centrarchidae. Gene Ontology annotation, biological process: positive regulation of tumor necrosis factor-mediated signaling pathway; cellular response to calcium ion; regulation of canonical NF-kappaB signal transduction. The record is from RefSeq and is a predicted model, not a curated record. The transcript has 3 exons.
CUGUCUGCCGCUCCCUGUUAGCUGAACGGAGACGAAGGGCUGUUUUAUGUCUCAGUAACAGUUAAAAUACAAACUCCAAACGUGGUUAAUCUUAGAAAAAGUCUUAACACAGUGGCCAGGUAACGGUUAGUGCUCGCAGGUGUGUUUACUCUGACUGAAAAGGUGUUCCGGACCGUGAGUAACGUUAUUUCCCUUCCUCUUUGGUGUUUGUUCCUGUGGUCUGAAGAAGAUUAAAAAGAACUGCUCCGAUAAGAUGGCGGACUGUGUCACUAAGGUGGAGCUGAGUGUCUCUUGUUCUGACCUGCUGAAUAAAGAUGUCAGAUCAAAGUCUGAUCCUCUGUGCGUGCUGCUGCAGAGCUCAGGAGGAGACACCUGGACUGAGCUGGGUCGUACUGAGCGUGUAAAGAACUCCUGCAGCCCGUCCUUCAGUCAGCGACUCAGAGUGGAUUAUAACUUUGAGACGGUUCAGAACCUAAAGCUGGGUGUCUACGAUAUCGACAACACUAGCGCUGACCUCGGCGAUGAUGACUACCUGGGAGGGGUGGAGCUAACACUGGGACAGGUACAUACCAGAGCAACUAAUACCAGACUCACUGAAACAGGUUUAGUGGAAACAGAUGGCUAAACUCCUCCCUGCUCU